Messenger RNA from Alternaria triticimaculans, 939 nucleotides. RefSeq lists its product as uncharacterized. Bases 1 to 939 code for a protein of 312 amino acids. The transcript is spliced from 3 exons. NCBI's taxonomy places the organism in Eukaryota, Fungi, Ascomycota, Dothideomycetes, Pleosporales, Pleosporaceae. The record is from RefSeq and is a predicted model, not a curated record.
AUGCUUGGAAUCGCCUUCACGGGAGGUGGAAAGAGGGACGACGAACUUACAGUCAACGAGAAGCAGACAGCUAUGUUUGUAAGUCACGCAGCGUUCAUCAUGCAAACCAUGUUCUGCCUUGCCGCCAUCCCCGUCAAAUGGGCCAUUUGCUUCACCUUACUUCGCAUUGCCAAUGGGAAAAAGGCAUACGAGUGGUCAAUAUAUGCGAUUAUGGCGGCGGUCGCGUGUGUCAUGGCCUCGACGACUAUAUACGAGUUCUUUCAUUGCACACCAAUUGCGAUGAACUGGAAGGCUGUAGAGGGCGGCAUCUGCAAGGCGCAAAGCAACAUCACUGGAUUCAGCUUUGCGCUCUCUGCGGUUUCAAUCUUCUCGGAUUGGUUUUGCGCAAUCAUUCCCAUUCCACUCCUUUGGAACGUCCAGAUCGAUCUCCGCGUCAAGAUAUCCAUCAUCGCCCUCCUCGGCCUCGGCAUAUUCGCAUCAACAGCAGGCAUCGUUCGCCUCACCGUAACACUCAACCUCAGCGCGACAACAGACUUCCUCUACUACGCUAUGCCCGUAGCUGCAUGGGCGCAUGCUGAGCUUGGGCUUGGCGUUGUUCUUGCAAACCUUUCGGCCUUGCGUCCCCUUCUCGAGAAGAUGCUCGACCUUGGCUCGACAUUGCGCAGCAGCAAGAAGCGUACCGGCGAUCAGGCGUCUGGUGAUGCAUACAUGGAGCUUGAGGAGGGUAUCGGCAGUAAAAAGAGGACAACUUUGUCGAAGAGACUGAGCGGGCGAACAGGAACUAAAGCAGCUGUUGGUGUUGGAGAAGAUCUGGAUGGUACCUCUUCUCUAGGUGACGAUGAUAGGUCUACGCGCAACAUUAUGAGCCGACACGGGCCGCAUAACAUACAGAUAGACCAUGAGUAUGAGGUCAGCUAUGAGAAAACGAAAGGCCAUUGA